AUGUCCUCUACCGCAAGUCCCACACCCCAGUUCUCCUCAAGUCGGCUGUCGGGAUGGCAGACGUCUACGUCACUGCCUUUCUACUCCAGCAACAACAACAAUAAUGGCUCGUCCUUCGUGGGUAAUACCCCUUCCACCGUGUUGUUCUUCUUGGCCAUGUCAGUUGGAGUGGGCAUCGCUUUCCUAUUCAUCUUCUUUACUAUUAGAUACUUUGUGCGUUCCCGCUAUGGUCUCCACGUUUAUCCGGUAUCAAAUAGAGGCAUGAUGUUCUCAGCGACUUUCAGAGAUAAUGCUGUCAUUACUUAUUCACCAUCUAACCGUGAACUUCAGGAGCACUUGGACUACCUACGAACCCACCACUUCUUGCGAGACGAGUUCUUAGAACGCCGCAUCUUGUCGAGCCAGGCUAGACGCAGAAGACGUAGAAGAAGAGGGCGCUAUGCCAAAAUGAAGAAACUUACCGCCGAAGAGGUCGAAAAACUCUUCCCGAAGAAACUGUAUGCUGAAUGGUUACAUGAGGGAGACUCGGCCAGCGUAGACGCUCUGCUGAUCCAAGUUGACGUCGUGGACCACGAUGAGUCAGUUCCUGCCGUUUUGGUUCCUGUCAAGCUGUCAUCGAAUACCAUUCAAGAGGAUUCUAAUGAGUUUGCUGUGGUUGAAAUGCACGAGAUGCACGAUUUACGAGCAAGAACACUUUCUGAUGCGACAGAGGAUGCUAUGUCGCUGGCUGUGCUGCUGGGCGGCAAGGGUGAACUCCAUUUCGACUCUGGCUCGUGUGCCAUCUGUUUGGAAUCUUUUGAAGAUGAUGAUAUUGUCAGAGGUCUCGUUUGUGGCCACGUUUUCCAUGCUGAGUGUGUGGACCCAUGGUUGACUCGUAGAAGAGCAUGUUGCCCUAUCUGUAAGCGUGACUACUACAAGGAGGAAUCUAGCGCGGAUGGAUCUGGUGUCAGAGAGGGUAGUGAUAAUGAGGAGGGAGAUAGAGAUGUUCCUACUACUAAUGAAAAUUCAGCCACCAACGCGGACGGAGAGCCAAAUCCGGAUUCCAACGCGGAUGGAAAUAGUACUGGUAAUGGCAACCCUGAAGGUGAAAACACAACCAGACAUGCUUCCGACGCUCCCGUAUCUACUACUAACGCUACGAACACAGAUGGAAACACGAACGAUACACCUGCGGACGGCAGCGCCAACUCUGUUACGCGAACCAACACUUAUCGCCAAAACGACGAGGACUCGAUCAACUAUGAUGCACUCAGAAACGAUCCAAACCUCCAGGCACUUCUUGUGGAGCUUAUCCCACUUGGGGAGCGUGUCAGAGUGAUUCUUGAUGAGCACCCUGAACUCAAUUUGGAAACUCGUGGCCGUGAGGUCGCCGAUGAAAAGUUUAAGUCGUUCUGGAAGAGAGUAUUCUGGAGGUUAAUGGGAAUUCUGAAAGAUGACGUGUUCAACUGGGCUGUGAUACAAAUCUAUCAGACGGAAUACACCAACGAAGAUUCGGAAACCCCACAGGCCAACGAGUCUACCCUGGCCGAAUCUCCAGGAGAGUCAUCAGGCGAAACCCAGCAAACGGCGCAAGUGGCAUCAACUGCUGGCGACACAGAAUCAACACGAGCUGGCUACCAAGUGGCCUCCAACAUGCAUUCGAGGGAAAACAUUGUGCCUUCCCCACAAGUAACGCAGAGUGAUAUUGACUCUUCAUCGAAUUCUCACUCACCAAGCAUCUACCACAAUGCGUCGCAGAUGAGCGAGGUGGAUGUCUCUGAUGCAGCCAGAAGAGACAUUGUUGCAAGACAAGUAUAA
Molecule: messenger RNA, 1797 nt
Organism: Sungouiella intermedia
Lineage: Eukaryota; Fungi; Ascomycota; Pichiomycetes; Serinales; Metschnikowiaceae
Source: the annotation of a GenBank genome assembly